Messenger RNA from Chara braunii, 1734 nucleotides. Lineage: Eukaryota; Viridiplantae; Streptophyta; Charophyceae; Charales; Characeae. The record is from the annotation of a GenBank genome assembly.
UAGGCMGGAUGACAGUAUUGYGUCUCGUGWAYGCAGACGUCGUGUCCAMAUUGCGAUCGACACAGGGGCACRUGACAUGYGGYAGGACCCGGUUGCCGUUUCAGAGGACGAGAUGGGAGAUCCUUCCAACGAGACGCAGCGCGACCCGGUUCAUGCAGAGGAGCUAGCCUCGAACACUGAUGCGAUAGUGACGGAGGAGGAUAUAGGGUUCAGGAUCACUCAUCCCCGGUCGCCAGCGCCGGUUGUUGGCACAGAGGAGGAGACGGAGUUCGGAGGACCCGGUCCACUCCGCCAGGCGCAGACUCGGUGCACUCCAGCAGGCGCCCCAGUCYACUCCACAGGAGUGGGUUUGGAGGACGGCGAGGSACAACRUGAGCCGCCUCCUCACACGAGUGACGGCGUUCUAGAGGAGGGAGAGGUUGUACCCACUCCCACUUGUGGAAAGGACGGGGAGGACGAACGUCCUCCGACGGACCACCACGUCGGCCUCGACUGCCCGCCCGACAGUCUUCCACCCACCGACGAGCUAUUCACCAUGGAUUCCGCCUUGGCAUCUCUGCCCAAUAUAUCGCUACUGAUAUCUCCCACUUUGCCGGUUGUGGCACCACCGGAGCCUGCUAGACGAGAUGACGCGCGUCGUGACAGAGGGUUUGACGAGUUCGGCGGCGACACGAUACUGCAUCCUCCAGAGUCCGGCACUCCCGCCAUUUUUCAUGUCGGUGCACYGUGGGCGGUGGAGCAGGGGUUGGCGGAGGAGGUAGCACGGAACCGUCAUGGUGGACCGCACGUCGCAGCUCAACGUAGUCUGGAAGGUUCACUAGAGGCAGCGUCUGGAGAUUUUUUGGCGCAGGGGGGUCAUGGUUCGCAGCUAAUAUCGGACGACGUGUCAUCAGUCCAUCCACCAGAGGAGGGCCCGCAGCAAGAGCCACAUCGAGGGCCAGCGGAGACUUUAGAGGCGAGGCCUCCCGGAGUUAUCGGCUCGGACGGAGGCGAGGGCGUGAGCGAGGAUACAGCGCAGCCAGGGAGCGCAGAUGGUGGACGGUCCUUCAGGGGGGGCAUCGAGCGCAGAGGGUCAUCGACCGCACACCCCAGCAUUGUCAGGCCCAGCACACAUGACGUUGGAGACGGGCACACAGAUGAGCCUCGACCGCAUUUGACGGGGAUGCGUGACAUUAUGUGUCCACCACCCUCACGCCCCUCUGCCGGUGAUCCUGCCGCCCACGGGCAGGCCGCACUGAGCGCAUUGCCUACGAGGGUGGUUAAAUGCCAGGAGACUAAGCUCUUAGGUGAGAGACUCGAGUUCUGGACUCUGGCUAUAACGGAAUUUCGUUUAGAGCGGAGUACGUUUGGCCCAGUAGACGAUGUUCAUUUAUGCUCUAACUAACGGUGCAGAGUGAAUAGACUAUUCAAUAGCGCUUACCAACGCGCGCCCAGGCUCACCUUGGGUUUAGAGUCUUUGCCUUCGAGCUAAAAGUUCAGAUCAAACGAGUCCUUGCCCGAGUGUCAGCAACUAUAGACUCUGCAGGCAGUACACCAUCAGAGCCCAUAAACUAGCAAGAAAUUUUCCACCUUGGCCACUUUCUCGCAUGGGGUACAGACCCCUUUCACCUUUGACGGUUCUAUUUAAACUUUCAAACAACAAGUUCUAGAGUUGGUCAUUUUACUGAACUAUUCCCCAUAGUACCCUAAGGGUUCAAUUUGGGGCAUGACUAAGAAUCAAUGUCCUGAUCGAGU